UACAUAACAAAAUAUUUAUCCGUCAUCUGUCUCUCCCACGUUGGGUUUGUUAUGGUGCCGGGGCCCCGUCCUUCCAGUUGUAGAAAAUAGUACUGGAAAUGCCUCCCAAAAAGGUUGCUGCUCCUGAACCCAGGCCUCUGAUUGGUCGAGUGGGGACUAAUUUGAAGGUCGGCAUUGUGGGUCUUCCAAAUGUUGGCAAGUCGACCUUCUUCAAUGUCUUGACCAAGUCAUCGGCACAUGCUGAGAACUUCCCCUUCUGUACCAUUGAUCCAAAUGAAAGUAGGGUUCCCGUGCCGGAUGCAAGAUUUGACUAUUUGUGCGACUUCCACAAACCUGUCAGCAAAGUGCCAGCAUUUCUGAAUGUGACUGACAUUGCUGGUCUGGUGAAGGGUGCAGCUGAGGGACAAGGCCUGGGAAAUGCCUUCCUCUCACACAUCAAGGCCUGUGACGCUCUCUUCCAUCUCACCCGGGCGUUUGACGACGAUGAUGUCACCCACGUAGAAGGGGAUGUCAACCCCGUCCGAGAUCUAGAAAUUAUCCUCGAUGAACUACGAUUAAAGGACAUCGAGUAUAUUGAGACAGUGUAUGAUAAGCUGUUUAAGCUGGCAGAGCGAGGUGGAGACAAGAAACUGAAGCCUGAGUAUGACUGUGUGUGUAAGGUCAGAAAUCUCUUGAAAGACGAGAAGAAGCACGUGCGGUUUGCCGAAUGGGAUACCAGAGAGAUUGAGGUGUUGAAUAAGCACCUUCUUAUCACCAGUAAACCUAUGAUCUAUCUGGUCAACUUGUCUGAGAAGGACUUUAUUAGGAAGAAGAACAAGUGGUUGGUGAAGAUCAAAGAGUGGAUUGAUACCAACGACCCAGGCGCCAUCCUCAUCCCCUUCUCCGGGGUGUUGGAGCUGAAGGUGGCCGAGAUGGAACCCGAAGCUAAGGAACAGUACGCCAAGGACAACAAAGUCAGCAGUUCCCUUGACAAGAUCAUCAUCCAGGGUUACAAGGCCCUCCAGCUUAUGUACUUCUUUACUGCUGGACCUGAUGAGUGUAAGGCCUGGACUAUACAGGCUCAAGCACCCCAGGCUGCCGGGAAGAUCCACACAGACUUCGAGAAGGGUUUCGUGAUGGCUGAAGUCAUGAAGUACAACGACUUCAAGGAAGAGGGGUCGGAGGCAGCCUGUAAGGCUUCUGGGAAGUACCACCAAAGAGGUCGUGUUCAUUACGUGAGCGGAGACAUAAUAUUCUUCAAGUUCCAACCGGUGGCCUGAAGAAGAAAUGAGACUGGUUGUUGCUAGUGCUUCUCGUGGUAUUUUAUGUCCAAAUGAUUGCGGUGUUUAUUUGCAUCUGUGAUCUCCUGAGUAAAUUUUAAUCAGGAUGGA
Homarus americanus (American lobster) is the source of this 1370-nucleotide messenger RNA. Its product is annotated as obg-like ATPase 1. The record is from RefSeq and is a predicted model, not a curated record. Gene Ontology annotation, molecular function: GTP binding; ATP hydrolysis activity; ATP binding. Lineage: Eukaryota; Metazoa; Arthropoda; Malacostraca; Decapoda; Nephropidae. Gene Ontology annotation, cellular component: cytoplasm.